UACUGUUGUCGAUAAUAUGAGUAGUGCAUGUGCAGUGGGCGUGGUUUAAACUGAAGUGGCGUCACACUUUACGAACCGGAUAGUAAUGAAGAAAAACCGCAGGCGUAUGUGCAACAUAGAAUAAACGAGUAGUUCAGAGAUACGCAACACUAGUAAACAGGAUAAAAUUAUGACAAAAAUGAGACAAACAAUAUGACGCAUUCUCGGCCAACUGACAGCUAGCUAGGAAGAAUCUAUUGGGGGGAUUACAAUCCGUCAGGCAAAUAAAAUUAUACACAUAUUAAUUGUGGUCGGGCCUUGCAUCACAAUGCUGCAUUCUUCCACCGGUGCUUUCACAGCCACCUAACCAUGAGAGUCCUAUUUUUUCCUUGAACAAAAUUUUAAAAGGAAAAUGCACACGGCACGCACAGGAAAGUGAUAGUGCCGUGUGCACGCGGACGUUGCACACGGAAAACUAAUAUGGAACGCCAGUUACCUACAAAACUGUUCUCUCAAAGGAUUGAACGUACUGCAGAUUGUGAACCCAUCUAAGUGGAGCAUAGUAAACAUAAUUAACAACCAAGUAAACAACUUUGGCACUUUGGAAAAUCUUUUUGAUGUAUUUUUUUUUACAUUCAACUUUUCUACUUUUUCUCCACGUUUUCCAUGUUCUUGACAAGACUAUCGAUUUAUUGGGCAUAAUUGACCCGUGGGUUUGACAUCCUCAUCCCGUUUUUAUUAUUUAUUUAUGGAAAAUAAAGGGGGUAGAAAUCGAUCGUGGAAAGCCACCUAGGUAUACCACAAAGAUAACCCUGUGUCAGAAAGUGGAAAAAAUGAAGUUGUAAUGCAAGUGUAAUUUGAAGUACACUGAAUGGAUUUUACGAAGAAUAGGCUUUCCAUAGACACGCUCCAGUGAUCCCAGAUCAUCAGGUGCGGACGGACCGGACUGGGUCGUAUCCGGCCGAGAUCUGAAACGGUACCGAUAAGCUUGGCACAGUCAGUCCACUUUCAACGUCAAGUGCGGCUGGCGAACACGAAAGUCUUCAAACGUUUCGACAUGGCGGGCAUUGACAAGCUCAACUGGUUCUGUGGAGACGACAACACCGAAAACCUGAUUAAUUUCACCUUUGACCUGAACCACACCCUGUACAAUGCCUGCUUCGUGGACCUUGCCUACACGUUGCCACACCUGGCAUUCCUUGUCUUGGGUGUCCUGGUUCUGUUCGUCCUCGGAUGUUGCACUCAGAUCCGGAGGAGGAAGUACACCUACCUGAUUCCCUAUCCUGGACACUACCUGCGCUGGGUGCUCUACAUCUUGUUUGUACUGCUGGUGAUCUCUGAGCUUGGCGAGGGAAUCCUGACGGAUCUGGGCGUGUACGGUGAUCUGCCCACCAGACCCCACCUGUACGUGCCGGGUGCCCUGUCUUUGGUGGCAGCCCUGGUGUCAGUGGUCUACUACAACCAGAUGGAGGUGUGGAACAGGCCGGGCAUGGCCUGGCUCCUACUGAUCUACUGGCUGGCAGCACUGGCCGGGGAGGUGGCUAGGUUCCUCAAUCUGGACCAUGACCCCAACGUGGAUUUCUCGCUGAUGCGGCUUGACUUGAAUAUAGCUGCCCUAGUUACCUAUGCCCUCCUUCUUUUGUUUGAGCUUCACGUCAUCAGAACUAAGGUUUUGAAAUGGUGCACCACGGAAGAGCGAUUCCCAGAGGACCUGCUGCGGCCGGACAUGCACUACAUGCAAGAGUACUGCAACUUCCUCUCCUGUUUCAUGUACUCGUGGAUAGGCUGGCUGUACGUUGUAGGCUACAACCACAGUUUGGAGUAUGAGGAUGUGGGCAGUCUAUCUGAAGUCCACACCACCAAGUACCAGAGUGAUUGCCUCAAUCGGGCCUUGAAGAAGGAGCAGGAAAGGGCACGGGCAAAGGGCACAUCUCUGAGCAUGUUUCGGGUCUACGCGCGGGCUUAUGGCUGGGAUAUGUUUCUUGCAUUCCUGACCCGGGCGCUUGGGGACACCUGUGCCUUUGUACCACCAUUUGCCGUCGCUGGUGUCGUCAGCUACGUCAUGUCACCUGAGGAAGCACAGGAGAGUACUAGCAAGUACAUAUCGGCAGCAGACUUCAUCAGCAAUGGCUUUGUCUUGGUAGUUAUCCUGUUCCUCGCCACAGCCACAAGAGGAGUAGCCUUGCAAGGUCACUACCAGAUAGUCAUCCUGGCAUCGGCGCAUGUACAGAUUGCCUUGCAGGCGAUGGUCUACGACAAGUCACUGCGUCUUGCCUCCUACACGCUGACUGGAGGGUCGAUGACCGUGGGCCAGAUCACCAACCACAUGUCCGUGGAUGCUCUCAACGUCCUGGAGGCAUUUCAGAUCCUGUUUUACCUCUUCAGUGUUCCAUAUCUGUGCAUUGGCUACUUGAUCAUCUUGUACUACCAGCUGGGUGUGGCUGCUCUGAUUGGCUUCUUCAUUGUGGCAACCAUUUUCCCGCUGUCCUCCUUCAUAGCCAAGAAGACGGGACGUUUCCAGAAAAGUGCUUUGGAAAAAGGUGACGAGCGUCUGAAGCGAACCAACGAGUUGCUGCAGGGGAUCAAGCUGAUCAAGCUGUACGGCUGGGAGGACAUGUUCUACACGGCCAUCAGCAAAGUCCGAGCCCUGGAGAUCAGUUCCUUGCUCAAGCAGACUGCGGCAAAAGUCUUCAUGUUAACACUGUCCAACUCCUGCCCACUGCUCGUCACUUUGGUGUCUUACAGCUUGUACACCACGCUAACAGGCAAGCAUCUCACCCCGGCAGUAGCCUUCGGUUCUCUGGCGGCCUUCAACCAGCUGUUUUUCCCCCUCAUGGUCCUACCGUACACCCUGAUCACGACGGCCAACGCCGUGGUCAGCACGGGCCGCUUGAAGGCCUUCCUGGCCGCGCCGGAGAUUGAGGAGCAUUGGGAACCCAAACCCAAGGUGCAAAAAGAGGUGGUAAUAAGGGAUUUCCAAAAUGACCACAAGCCAGAGGACCGACAGUGGCUCCUAGACGGACAGAACCACGAGCAGGACUUUGGUACCUUCUCCCCCAAUGCAUCUUUGUCCACCGGUCUCACAUACGUACCUGACGACAUGGCCUGUCGGAUUGACGGCAGUUUUACCUGGGAUGAAGGCUAUUUCAUGCCUACCCUCAACAACAUUGAACUGGACAUUCCCAUGGGCAAGCUGACCAUGAUCAUAGGCCAGGUCGGGGCGGGUAAGUCGUCCCUGCUCUCAGCCCUCCUCGGCGAGAUGAUCACGGUCUCCGGGGGAGUCCAGUGGAACCGGAAUUGCCGCUGUGUUGCAUACGGGGCACAAAAACCGUGGCUGUUGAACGCAACACUCAAAGACAAUGUACUCUUUGGUAACAGUUAUGACAAGAAAAGGUACAAGAAGGUGAUAUCGGCCUGCUCCCUUCAGCCGGACAUCGACAUCCUGCCCGCCGGAGAUCAGACGGAGAUCGGAGAGAAGGGAAUCAAUCUGAGUGGAGGGCAGAAGCAACGAGUCAGCGUAGCCAGGGCUAUGUACAGUGAAAACAACAUCGUGAUUCUGGAUGAUCCUCUCUCUGCCCUCGACGCGCAUGUGGGCAGUCGCCUCUUCAAGAAAGGGAUCGAAGGGUUCCUGAUGAAAAAGAGCAAGCGUACGGUCAUCCUGGUCACUCACCAGAUUAAGUAUGCUGAAAGAGCCGAUCUGAUUGUGUACAUGAAGGACGGCCGGAUCGAGAACCUCGGCAACCUGGAGGAGAUACGGGAGGAGAACCCGGAGCUGGUGGCCACUUGGACCCAGGAGGGCUCUGGCGAGACCGGCCAGCCAGUGCAGUCGGACUCGGAGACCUCCGGCAACGAGUCAGCCAGCACGGUUGAUGAGGAGAGAGCUAAGCUCAUGCGUCAGGUCUCCGCCUUGAAACAGGUGGACAGGGGCGAGUCAAAGAACGCAGUGCAGGGGCGUCUUGUCCAGGAUGAGGAGCGAGUGAAAGGCGCGGUGUCUUGGCGGGUGUACCUCACUUAUGUCAAGGCCAUCGGCCUAGUGGCUUUCUCGUUUCUCCUCUUCUUUGCCGUCUUCCAGCAAGCGCUCUUCAUUGGGACCAACUUCUGGCUGGCCAACUGGUCGGAGGCUGGCCGAAACAUCUCCAGCAAAACCUCUGAGCAGCAAGAUCGGAUCUUGCAUUACUAUCUCAGUGGCUACGCUGGUUUGUCGGUCAGCAGUGUGGUUGCUGGAGCGGCCACCAUCACCAUCGUCUUCACGUUUACUCUCUUGGCCGGCCGUAGACUUCACAACCAGAUGCUGGAGAAUAUCAUGCAUGCACCAAUGAGGUUUUUUGACACCACCCCAAUUGGACGUAUUAUGAACCGAUUCUCGUCGGACAUCAAAACCAUUGAUCAGAUUCUCGGCAACACCUUCAACAGUUUCCAGAAGUACUGGCUGACCUGCAUUGGGGCCAUUGUCGUGAACAUUGCCGUUACCUGGUACUUUGCUGUGGCGCUGAUCCCCUUUGUCAUUUUGUACUUGCUGAUCAUGAAGUUUUUCAUCCGGACAUCCAGGGAGCUGCAGCGUUUGUAUAAUAUCAGCAAAUCUCCUGUUUUUGCUCAUUUCUCGGAGACCUUAGGAGGGCUGUCCACUAUCAGGGCUUACAGGCAGCAGGAGCAGUUCCGCGAGGGUCUCAUCAACAAGAUGGAAACAAAUAACACCAUGUUCAUAUAUGUGAACACCAGUAACAGGUGGCUGGGUGCCAGACUGGAAGUGAUUGGAGGCAUCAUUGUGCUCAUUGCCGGCUUAUCAACAGUCAUAUCUGCAAUGGACGGCCUACUGCUACCAAGCCUAGUGGGACUUGCACUUGCAUAUGCUCUCAAUGCAUCCAAUCAAUUGAACUGGAUGAUCAGGUCCUCAGCCAACAUGGAGAUGCAGCUGAAUUCCAUAGAGAGAGUGGACUAUUACAAGAAUGUAGAGACGGAAAAAUACAAAGGUGCAGCCACAGCUCCACGAGGUUGGCCCAAUCGAGGCUUGAUACUGUUUGAGGGCGUGUCGGCCCGUUACGCUACCGAGCUGGAUCCAGUCCUGCAUGACGUCAACAUUCACUUCCUACCGGGAGAAAAGAUUGGAAUCUGUGGUCGGACUGGCAGCGGCAAAUCUUCCCUCAUGCUGACCCUCUUCAGACUCAUACAGACCUUCCAAGGGCGCAUUUUUGUGGAUGGCGUUAAUAUUGCUAGUCUUCCCCUUCUUCAGUUGAGGAGUCGUCUGGCCAUCAUUCCACAGGACCCUGUGCUCUUCACUGGAACCAUCAGAUUCAACCUUGAUGCCAGGAAUGAGCAUGACGACAAAGCAUUGUGGGAGGCCUUGGAAAUCGCACAGCUGAAGGAUGUAGUGAUGGAACUGGACCUUAAACUGAAUGCUACGGUGACGGAGGGAGGUGAGAAUUUCAGCGUGGGUCAGCGUCAGCUGUUCUGUUUAGCUCGUGCCUUCUUGAGGAAGACUCGCAUCCUGGUCAUGGAUGAGGCCACCGCCUCCAUCGACUUGGAAACGGAUAAAAUUCUGCAGCGUGUUGUGGCCACAGCUUUUCAAGACCGCACUGUUCUGACCAUAGCCCAUCGUGUGCAAUCUAUCCUGGACUCGGACCGCAUUCUGGUUCUAAGCGAGGGCAAAGUUGCCGAGUUUGACACGCCGGAAAAUCUUCUGGCAAAGGAGGACAGCAUCUUUUCCUCGUUGGUAAAAGCCGGCAUAUAAGGAGACAAAUGAUAUUCGUCUCGUGACUGCAGUCUCAUGACUGGUCAUGGGACUGGUCUUGUGACUAGUCUUGGGAUGAUCUUGUGACUAGUCCUGUAACUGUUUAGCCUAUCUGACUUGAAAACUGACCAGUCUUAUGACUGGUUUCCUGACUGAUCUCCUGACUGGUCUUGGGACUAGUCUUACGAACUAGUACUGUGACUGGACUGUGACUGGUCUUGGGAUGGUCUCAAAUGCAACACUACCCAAGUCAGUCACAAGUCGUCCUGUCGCAAGUCAAAGCUGUUGAAACAAACUGAAACAAAGGGCAUCCCUUUGUCGUUGUACUUCAUUGUUUAGCCUAUCUGACUUGUAAACUGACUUUGUGAUUUUCUUGUGAGUGAUACAGUUGCAACACUGUAACACUUUAUUUCUCUUCUAAAGUCCCAAAGGAUUCUUUGUAGUCAUCAGGGAUAUUUCUAACACAUUGAAAAUUCUAAUUUGACGACAAGAUUUAAUUCUUUAAAUGCUGGAGAUCUAGUAAAAUUGUUACAUGACAGGCUGUCACGUGCUGUAAUUGAAAUCACACGCUGGAAAAUAUUUCCACGUGAUCGUACAGCCAAGUGGCUAUAUAGCACACCUGCAUGAAUUUUAAGCACUGUACUCUCUGACGACUCUUGACACUUAACUGCAUUGAGUACCUGAAAAGGAUUUGGCAUAAACAAACCUUAACAAGUGCUGUUAUAACAGUACACAAGAUUUGACGUUUUAAUGUCUCACUUUGAUGGACAACUGCCAUUAGCACCUGGUGCCUUAAACCUAUUUAUCUGCAGAGACAAUAGUUGAGAUGUUCAACUCCAUUCUAAGAAAGUUGAGUCAAAAAUGUUUCAUUUGGACAAUAUGCCAGGACAGAAUUACCUUUUAGGUUUUUGGGCUUUAUAUUAAUUAUUUAGGUAGUUUGCAGACUAUUGCAUAUGUUAUAGUGUACAAAUACUGACUGUCUGAAGUGGUGUAGCAAAACUAACCUCCCGGGGCGAUUCAUGAAGCAUUCUUAAUUAUUUCUUCAAAGUGAAACCAGUGGACAAAGUGGAGUCUUCCAUUGAUCACAGAGGGAGGCUAGGUUAACUCCAAAUGAGAUUAACCAAUAUUUGCUUUAUACCACCCAGUGGCAUAACUAUGGGGGGCACAUGCCCCAGCAAAUGCCUGUGUCCCCCCGGUGCCCCCCCCCCGUUUGAAAUCCAGGCAGCUGUAGGCCGCUGCAGCUCAUUGUCUUUUGGUGCCCCCCUGAAAAAAAAGUGUGCCCCCGGACAUAAUAGCCCCAGUUACGCCAUUGAUACCGCCUCUCCUACAGAUUCUGCUCGAUUUAAGUGAUAACUGAUUGUUUCGAUCAAACUACAACUAAAAACCGUUUUUAUUUAACAUUUGAUGUUUAGAGUAUAUUUUCAGACUGGUAUUAUAUUUUAAAAAUCUUGGCAAAGAUUAGAAAAACUAAUUUUCAUAGGUACGAUACGAUAGGUACGAUAGAUAAUUUUGUUUGGAGUCUCGGAUACAUGUACAUACUUUUUUUACAUUUUUUCCCAUACUUUUUUAGAUUAGUUAAGUUGACUUUUGGUCGUUAUAAAUGGACCUACUAACCAAGCUGUAGAAAGAAACUUUAACAGUUGCAUUCGUGGCAACACCUUUCGGGAAAAACAGGAAACAGAAGGUAUUUUGCUCGUCAAUAAAAACCAGGAAAUAUCACAAUCUA
Molecule: messenger RNA, 7433 nt
Organism: Acanthaster planci (crown-of-thorns starfish)
Lineage: Eukaryota; Metazoa; Echinodermata; Asteroidea; Valvatida; Acanthasteridae
Product: ATP-binding cassette sub-family C member 8-like
Biological process (GO): transmembrane transport; potassium ion transport
Cellular component (GO): membrane
Molecular function (GO): ATP hydrolysis activity; sulfonylurea receptor activity; ATP binding
Source: RefSeq, a predicted model, not a curated record